This is a messenger RNA of Aureobasidium subglaciale EXF-2481, 1248 nucleotides long. RefSeq lists its product as uncharacterized. The transcript is spliced from 3 exons. Gene Ontology annotation, biological process: proteolysis. The record is from RefSeq and is a predicted model, not a curated record. NCBI's taxonomy places the organism in Eukaryota, Fungi, Ascomycota, Dothideomycetes, Dothideales, Saccotheciaceae. The coding region runs from base 1 to 1248 and encodes 415 amino acids. Gene Ontology annotation, molecular function: serine-type endopeptidase activity.
AUGUGGAAGAAGAGUGUAGCCGUACUCAGCGCCAUUGCCGGUCUGGCAAUGGCUGCUCCUGUUCCUCAGGAUGUUGCCACCGCUCCUGCUACUACCAAGUACAUCAUUACCCUCAAGGCUGGUAUCGACCCUGAGGUUGGUAUCUCGCACAUCAACUGGGCUGGCGAUCUGCACCGUCGUGGUAUCUACAAGCGUCAGGAGAACGGUACCGUCGAGGAGGACCUGAAGGUCUUCAAGGUCGCCGACUUCAAUGCUUACGCUGGUUCUUUUGACGAGGAGACCAUUGCUGAGCUCAAGGCCAGCAACGAGGUUGCCAUUGUUGAGGAGGAUCUUCCCAUCUACAUGACUGCCAUCACCUCCCAGACUGGCAGCACGUGGGGUCUUGGCCGCAUCUCGCAGCGUAACUACGCUGCCAACACCUACUACUAUGAUACCACCGCCGGUGCUGGCACCUACGGCUAUGUCAUUGAUUCUGGCAUCAACAUCAACCACAGAGAGUUUGGUGGUCGUGCCUCGCUGGGCUCCAACUUCGUUGGUGGUUCCCACAUUGACGAUGCUGGUCAUGGUACUCACGUUGCUGGCACCAUUGCUGGUUCUACCUACGGUGUUGCCAAGAAGGCCAAUGUCAUCUCCGUCAAGGUCUUUGGUUCUUCCGGAUCCAGCGCCACCUCCACCAUCAUGCAGGGCUUCGAGUGGGCAGCCAACGACAUCAUCAACAAGGGCCGCACCGGAAAGUCUGUCAUCAACAUGUCUCUCGGCUCCGAGGACUCUGUCUCCACUGCCUUCAACUCUCUCGUCAACGCCGCCACCCAACAAGGCGUCCUCUCCGUCGUCGCCGCCGGCAACGGUAUCAGCAACCCUCAGACCGGCGCCUUUGUCGAAGCCAUCGAUGCCUCCCGCACCUCUCCCGCCUCCGCCUCUUCCGCCAUCACCGUAGGUGCAAUCGGCAGCAACAACGCUCGCGCCUACUUCUCAAACUACGGCAGCACUGUUGACGUUUUCGCCCCUGGGCUCAACGUUCUUUCUGCUUGGAUCGGCUCGACCACUGCUACUAACACCAUCUCUGGUACCUCCAUGGCUUGCCCUCAUGUCGUUGGUCUUGCUCUUUACCUCAAGGGUCUGGAGUCUGGCCUUGAUACCCCUGCUGCCAUCACCAACAGAAUUAUUGCUCUUUCCACCACUGGUCAGGGUACUGAUCUUCGUAGCGGUAGCCCUAACCGUAUUGUGUACAACAACAGCGGUCGUUAA